AUGCGAAAGCGGCCCAUGACUGGACCAUCGACCAUCCCGCCGCCGCCGCCGUCUCUCUCAUCACCACUCACUCACUCACUCAAAAACAGGCUGUGCCUUGGGGUCCUACAGCCCUCUCUCUCUCUCUCUCUACUGAUACUUGCUCUCACUCUCACUCUCACUCGUACGCCGUCACACAGUGCUGGCACCGUGCCACCGCGAUACCCCCUGCACCCUGCUGCCACACCCUUCUCUCCACUGGCCAUCAGCGACCUGAAGCUUGGGAUAUCCCACACCCGGGUUCGCCAUAUACAAAUGUCUACCCUGCCCCCCAGCAUGCGCAGAACACCUGCCAAUGCUCUCGUCAGUUCUGUCAAGAUGGCCUCGACCAAGACCGCAAAGUGCAAAACAGCCAUGAAGACCUCGGACACGGACGGCAUCUCCAAGACGAAAACACAGAUGCAUCGCCGCUCAAGAUCAGGAUGCUAUACUUGCCGAUUGCGACGAAAAAAGUGCGACGAGGUCACGCCCUUUUGCUCCGCCUGCCAACAUCUCGGGCUCGAGUGCGAGUACAAGCGACCAAUCUGGUGGAGCAACAACGACGCGCGCCGCCGCAACAAGGAAGACAUCAAAAUCAUCAUCAAGCGCAAGAAGCUCGCCGAGAAGUCGGCCACGCACGAUCUGCACUCGUCCGUCAGCCCGCCGCCGCCGCCGCCCAGCCUCUGCCACUCCAUGCCCACGUCCGUGUCCGGCUCCGACUUUUACGACCGCAACCGGUCUGCCUCGAUUGACUCGCGCGCGUCUGGCAGCGGCGGUGGCGGCUUCAACUUCAACAGCCCUCCCAGCGGCGCCGACUUUGUCGCCUACAACACACAGAUACACCCCGACUUCAUCUACGGCGCCGGUGCCGGCAACUACGCGCCCUACGAGGUCGACGUCAAGACGGAGCGCCAGAUGUUUGUCAAUGACGUGCCCACGAUGCGCGAGUCGCACGUCUCGACCUUUAGCACCAUGCACACGCCGCCGCCCCCCGGCACCGUGCUUCCCGCUGCUGCGUUUUCCCACGAUACCGGCGGCGGCGGCUGGACCGAGCACGUGCAUCAGGAACGCCGCGAGUCGCUGUCCGAGGAGGCGCUCAACGUCAACUUCUUUGACUUUGCGCACGGCCCGCCGCAGGAGUCGCGGCAGGUGCAGGUCGAGCUCGAGGAGAAUGACCAGCGGCUGCUGGAGCACUUUGUGCAGCACGUGCUGCCGACCAUUUUCCCCAUCCUCGAGUCCAACCAGCACGGGUCGGUCGGGUCGGACCUGAUCCUGCCAGCGCUGCAGACCAACAGCAUCUACCUGCACUGCUGCCUGAGCACGGCGGCGCAGCACAUCAAGACGCUCAACGUGGCCGCCGGCAUCACCACCACGGCGGCGCCUGGCGAAGAGGGCGAUCCCGACGCCGACAUUAUGCGCCACCGGUACGCCACCAUCUGGUCGCUCUGCGAGGCGCUCAAGCGCGACGAGAACCACCAGCAGAUCCUCGAGGCGACGCUCGGGCUCAUCUUCUUCCAGUGCGUCGUGGGGCGGCCCGACGACGGGCUGCUCGACAUUGCGUGGCACCAGCACUUCCAGGCGGCCAUUAGCCUGGUGCAGAAGCUGGACCUGCCGCGGCUCGUGUCGGACCCUACUGCUGCUGCUGUCGCGGCGGCGGGGGGAGGAGGAGGAGGAGGAGGAGGAGCAGCGCCGCCGCCGCUCGCGCAGACGCCGUUCAACAUGACGCUCACGGCGUGGAUCGACAUCCUCGGCGGCUCCAUGCUCGGCACGUCGCCGACGUUUGCGCACACGUACCGCGAGAAGCACCUGUCGGCCACGCCGCAGCUCGGGCUGCGCGAGCUCAUGGGCUGCGAGGACCGCGUCAUGUACCUCAUCUCGGAGAUUGCCUGUCUCGAGUCGCUCAAAAAGGGCGGCAUGGACGACCUGCUGCUCUGCAACCACAUCCACACGCUCGGGCAGCAAAUGUCGCUCACCGAAGCGGGUGAUAGCGACGGCGAUGCACCGCGGCUGCCAUUCACCGCCAGCGGCAGCCUCUCCCCCCGCCAGCUGUCGCGCAACAUGACGGCCGCGUUCCGCACCGCCGCCCGCAUCUACCUGUGCAGCCUCGUGCCCGGCUUCAGCCCGGCGCAGGACUCGCCGGCCGCGCUCGGCGACCGCCUCGCCGCCGUGCUGCGCUGCAUCCCCGCCGGCCCGCGCGGCUACGACCGCAGCCUCGUCUGGGUCUACCUCAUGGGCGGCUCCAUCAGCGCGCCCGGCAGCGCGUUCCGCGUCCUGUUCGAGGACCGCGUCGCCGCCCUCGGCGAGCUCGCCCGCUGCGGCUCCUUUGGCCGCAUGGUCGGCCUGCUGCGCGAGCUCUGGCGCCAAAACGACCAGCUCGCGCUGGCGAGCCCGCCCGGCGUGCCCCCGCCGUUUGUCCACUGGCGGGACGUGAUGCAGAUGAAUGGAUGGGACUACCUCCUCAUCUAA
Messenger RNA from Cordyceps militaris CM01, 2484 nucleotides. Its product is annotated as transcriptional regulatory protein pro1. NCBI's taxonomy places the organism in Eukaryota, Fungi, Ascomycota, Sordariomycetes, Hypocreales, Cordycipitaceae. The transcript is spliced from 5 exons. Gene Ontology annotation, biological process: positive regulation of transcription by RNA polymerase II. The record is from RefSeq and is a predicted model, not a curated record. Gene Ontology annotation, cellular component: nucleus. The coding region runs from base 1 to 2484 and encodes 827 amino acids. Gene Ontology annotation, molecular function: DNA-binding transcription factor activity, RNA polymerase II-specific; transcription cis-regulatory region binding; zinc ion binding.